AUCUCAGUAAGCGCUCUAACGCUGAACACAGGGGUUGUGAAAGCAUCCUGUCAAAAGUCUGGUACCUAGAGACUCAUAUCAUCUUUCCAUAGUUUCAGUACUACCCAUGGAAGAAAUAAAUGAAACUUCAAAAAUACAAUUCUUCUUUCAUCCACUCUCAGCUGACCCUAAGGUACAGUUGGUGAUUUCUGCGGCCUUCCUGGUGAUGUACCUGACCAGUCUCAGUGGGAAUGCCACAGCUGCCGUCAUUGUCCAGGUAAACCGUGCCCUCCACACUCCCAUGUAUUUCUUCCUGGCCAAUCUGGCGGUGCUGGAGAUCUUUUACUCUUCCACUGUUGCCCCUCUGGCUUUGGUCAACCUCCUGACCAUGGGGAGAAUACCCAUCUCUUUAUCUGGCUGCGGUACACAGAUGUUCUUCUUUGUCUUCCUGGGCUGUGCUGACUGUAUCCUCUUGGGGAUCAUGGCUUACGAUCGGUUUGUAGCUAUCCGGGACCCCUUGCGCUACACCCUCAUCAUGAGGUGGCAGCUGUGUGCCCAGCUGGCUACCGGAGCCUUGGUCCUUGGCUUCCUUCUAGCCUUACAACUCACAGCUCUGAUUUUCCACCUGCCGUUUUGUGGCCACAACAGAAUCACUCACUUCUACUGUGAUGUACUCCCGAUCUUGCGGUUGGCAUGCGGGGAUACUAGAAUGCCAGAAGCCAUGAUCUUCAUCGUCAGUGUCAUCACCCUUACCAUUCCCUUCUCCCUCAUCUCCAUCUCAUACAUCUUCAUUGUCGCUGCCAUUUUGAAGAUCCGCUCAGCCGAGGGUCGACACAAGGCCUUCUCCACCUGCUCUUCUCAUCUGACUGUGGUUCUCCUCCAAUACGGCUGCUGUAGCCUUAUCUACUUACGCCCCAGCUCUAGCUACAACCCAGAAAUGGGCCGUGUGGUUUCUGUUGUCUACACCUUCGUCACCCCUGUGUUGAACCCUUUGAUCUACAGUAUGAGAAACAAGGAGCUGAAAGAUGCACUAAAUCGGGUGAUGAAAAGACAUUUACUGUGCUAGGAAAGGUGGGAGUUUCUGGGCUCAUGUAAACGGCAGGAAAUAAUUCUUCGGAAAACUGUGAACUCAGGGAUUAGACGACCUACACAUUUGGAGAAUUGGAUUUACUCCUUCCUCAUGCCUCAGUUCCUAUUUCUGGCUCCCAUGUAUAGUGUGUGCUUCUGAAAGUUAAGAUACUGACAUUUAAAAUGGGAGUGAUUUAACUCUUAAUGGAGAAGUAUUUCUUCUUUUCACUGAUUCCUCGCUGGUGCCUAGCUACACAGAUACACAAUGCAUAUUAAUCAAAUUACUGAAUAUACUCAAGUGAUAGCAAAGAACAUUCCUGUUUCUUUGUUUUCUCUCACAGUGCUAUAACAGAGAUUUGCACAUACUGGACAUUCAAUUAAUAUUUGUAGAAUAACUGAAAGAGGUUUCAUCUAAGAGCAAUAAUGAUUCAAGUUUUCAUUCAUAUACUCUUAUUUUUCUCCUUUCUAUUGACUGAGUCUUGGGUAAUGUUUUUUCUGAGACCAAUCUGUGUUGAGAAGUUGUAAAAACAUAAUACAUAAAUCUCUGAUAUGUAUUGUCAUUUUUUAAAAUGUAUUUGAUGAUGCUUCAGAAUUAGAAAAU
This is a messenger RNA of Manis pentadactyla (Chinese pangolin), 1648 nucleotides long. Its product is annotated as olfactory receptor 10V1-like. Gene Ontology annotation, molecular function: olfactory receptor activity; G protein-coupled receptor activity. The transcript is spliced from 3 exons. Gene Ontology annotation, biological process: G protein-coupled receptor signaling pathway. Gene Ontology annotation, cellular component: membrane. The record is from RefSeq and is a predicted model, not a curated record. Lineage: Eukaryota; Metazoa; Chordata; Mammalia; Pholidota; Manidae. Bases 107 to 1045 code for a protein of 312 amino acids.